UCAACGCGACAGACAGAGGCGCUGAAGUUGAAGAAGCUUCUGCGCAUGCUUUUCUUUGUCAAUUUUCAAAACUUUGACAAAAUCAUGGAAAAUUCAUCCUAAUUUCACCCACUUUUUUCUCCAUUUUUACUUCUCUCAUCCCCAAAAUCCAAUCGCAUCGUUUGAUGAUAGUAUAUUAGUAUUCAAGCACUCAUCAGUCAUCUUCUCUGUCUACCUUCUCUCACUUGCAGUAAAAGCCAUCGUUAUCUCAGAAUACUGAAAAAGGUAAGAAAUCUGUAGCUCUGAUCUCUCUUUUCCAUCGUUAUCUGCGAGUUUCUGUAAACGUUUGUAAAUUUAUUUAUUUGUCGAAAAAACAGAUUUUUCUAUUUUUCAAGUAGUUUUGCUUGCUUUUUAGCUGGAUUUGCUGCAAAAAUUCUUCAUUACUCGAUGAUCCAGGAUUUGGGAUCGUGAUCAAAGGCAAUUAAUUAAAAAAGACGAUAGCUUUUACAUAGAAUUAGGUGUUGAAUAUGAGUGCCUAAAAAUAUUUUUAUAAUGAGAAAAUUAUCUUUAACAACUAUCAACUAGCUUUGUAUUAUCUGGAAAGUUUUGUGAAAAAAAUUUGACAACUUUGCUUCUUUGCAUAGAUAUUUUAUCAGUGUGUGUGUGAGAGAGAGAGAAAGAUGUUGGGUUAUAUUUAUCAUUUAAAAAUUAAUACGGUUUGCCUGCUUUAUUACUCAUGAAUCGUCACUAUCUUUGUUUUCUAGCUCACAUUUCCUUUUCCAUAAUUUAUUUAACUUUUUAUUUGACGAAAUCUGUGUGUGUAUUCGAGUUUUGCUGCUAAGCGUGUAAUAAUUUAGCAUUUGUUUGCAAAUUGCAAACCUAAUUUGACAUUAUUGAAGUGAUCAAUUGAGUUUAGGUGGGAUUUGAAGAUAAACCGCCUCAAAUUGCUCUAAUUAUCUCAUUUAAUUUCAUAGACUUUUUGACUUUUAUGCAAAAACAGAUUUGCAAACCUUUCUAUGUUAGUAUCAUAUUUAUUUAGUUGUAAAUUUGGAUCAUGUUUGCACUGCCCUUGAAAUAAUCCUCUCUCUCUCUCUCUAGGGAGAAAGAAAAUCAUGAUGAAGAAGAUUGUGAUCGUGAUCAUGAUCACAAUGGUGAUCUUGCUAUUACCAGCUGCAUUAUAUGCACAGCCAAGAUCUCAGAAAAUAAAGCAAAUAUGUGGAAGCCAACCUGAACACAACGCCACUCUCUUCGUGCCAAACUUUGUGGCCGUUAUGGAGAACAUAAGCACGCAAAUCCGGGCUUCGGGCUUCGGCGUGGCGGAAGCGGGCUCGGGGCCCGACAAGAACUACGGCCUGGCCCAGUGCUACGGCGACCUCUCCCCCGUCGACUGCGUGCUGUGCUACGCCGAGGCCCGCACGGUCCUGCCGCAGUGCUACCCGGUCAACGGGGGGAGGAUCUACCUCGACGGCUGCUUCAUGCGGGCCGAGAACUACAGCUUCUACGGGGAGCACACGGGCCCGACCGACCAAGCUGUAUGCGGGAACAGAACCCGGCCCGGUUCGGCCUUCAAUGAAUCGGUCGGACGGGCGUUGUCGCAGGCGGUUUCGGCCGCGCCGAGCAACAACGGCUAUGCACGGGCCGUGGUCCGAACGAGCAACGAGUCGGCCUACGUCCUGGCCGACUGCUGGAGGACGAUCAGCCCUAGCGCCUGCCGGGCCUGCCUGGAGAACGCGUCUGCGGCCAUAUCGGGCUGCCUGCCUUUGUCCGAGGGCCGGGCCCUCAACACGGGCUGUUUCAUGAGGUAUUCAGACACCAAUUUCCUCAAUCCUAUACCUAGAAGUGGAAGCUCAAGAGGCAGAGUUAUAGGCCUUGCAAUAGCAGCUGUCAGCGUAGCAGCUGUCGGAACAAUGGGGGCCGUCAUCGGAUUCUACAUGUGGAAGAACAGAACCAUCCAAAAGAAGAGAAAAGGCGACGUGGAGAAGUUAGUGAAGACCCUCCACGACCAAAGCCUAAACUUCAAGCAUUCAACACUAGAGAAAGCUACUGAUUCUUUCAACGAAGCAAACAAGCUCGGACAAGGUGGUUUUGGGACGGUGUAUAAGGGAGUUUUGCCAGACGGGAGAGAGAUCGCUGUCAAGAGGCUCUUCUUCAACAACAAACACAGAGCAGCAGAUUUCUACAAUGAAGUAAACAUGAUCAGUAGCGUCGAACACAAGAAUCUAGUAAGGCUGUUGGGGUGCAGCUGCUCAGGACCAGAAAGCCUCCUUGUUUAUGAGUUCCUGUCCAACAAGAGCCUUGACCGGUUCAUCUUCGAUUCAAGCAACGGUAAAGCACUGAACUGGGAAAAGAGGCUCGAGAUAAUUAUAGGAACAGCAGAGGGGUUAGUGUACCUUCAUGAGAACACGAAAACGAGAAUCAUUCACAGGGACAUCAAGGCAAGCAACAUACUCUUGGAUUCCAGAUUACGCGCUAAAAUUGCAGAUUUCGGGCUGGCUAGGUCCUUCCAAGAAGAUAAAAGUCAUAUCAGCACAGCCAUAGCAGGAACACUAGGAUAUAUGGCCCCGGAAUACCUAGCUCACGGCCAGUUGACGGAAAAAGUAGAUGUUUACAGCUAUGGAGUGCUGCUGCUCGAAAUCGUCACGGGCAGGCAGAAUAACAGAAGCAAAACCACAGAGUAUACAGACAGCUUGGUGACAAUUGCAUGGAACCAUUUCCAGAGAAGAACAGUGGAGGAGCUCUUCGACCCCAACCUAAUGCUGCAUAACUACAGCACCAUUAACAUUAAAAACGAGAUUCUAAGGGCGGUUCACGUGGGACUCUUGUGCACCCAAGAAAUCCCUUCACUACGCCCAACCAUGUCUAAGGCGCUGCUGAUGCUAGUGGGGAAGGAGCACCUGCCAGCACCAACCAAUCCCCCGUUCAUGGAUGACAAGACGAUGGAAUUCAAUGAUGUGAGCUUGGACACGUCGCCAAUCCUCAAUCAUGGCGACACGGCCUCAGUUGCUAGCCUUUCUCAGAGUCUUUUCCUUCCUAGGUGAUCUAGAAGCUGAGUAUUUCCUGGAGAAGCUAAGGAUGUAAAGAGGAAUCUUUGUAAUAUAUUGUUUUGAUGAGUUUCAGUGUUCAGAUGCAUAGAGAGAGAGAGAGAGUAUACAUAGGGGUAGACAUAUCCUUACAAAAAAAAUAGUCUGCUGCAGAAAUUUUUCAUAGAAAUACACACACUCAUUAUGUGUGAUUGGUGUAAAUUAAAUCAUCCAUGUUACAUAAACUCGCGUAUAAUACAAUGCAUCUAUUGUAAAUUUUGACA
Messenger RNA from Salvia miltiorrhiza (redroot sage), 3283 nucleotides. Its product is annotated as cysteine-rich receptor-like protein kinase 2. Gene Ontology annotation, biological process: protein phosphorylation. NCBI's taxonomy places the organism in Eukaryota, Viridiplantae, Streptophyta, Magnoliopsida, Lamiales, Lamiaceae. The record is from RefSeq and is a predicted model, not a curated record. Bases 1092 to 3017 code for a protein of 641 amino acids. The transcript is spliced from 7 exons. Gene Ontology annotation, molecular function: ATP binding; protein kinase activity.